GCCAUUUUGAAAAGGCGACUGGUGGUAAAAAGAGGGAAACCUUCCGCUAUCUGUUUCAAAUAGAUAUGACAAUAUUUUAAGAGCAGGAAAAUUAGGAAGGCAAGAUGCCGGAGCAAAUACCCUUGUCAGACUUCGUGAAGGAUACGUGGGAUGAUUUCAAGUCCCCGACGACCUCUUCAUUCACGAAAAACAUGCCUAACUAUAAGAACCUGGUGUCAACACUUGAGGAAAGACUGGAUGCAGACCGCAGUGGAUUAACAAAAAUGAAGAAGUCGGUCAAGGCACUAUAUAACGCAGGCAAAAGGCAUGUUGAAAGUGAUGUGACAAUGGCAGAAAAUCUAGACAAUGUCAGUAACAGUAAUGUGGAACAGGAGAAUGAAGUAGUUGAAGGGUUUAAGCAGUUUUCAAUGAUAGCUAGAGAACUGUCAACCUCCUUAAAUGACAUGGUAACUAAGUUAAAUGGUAUGCUACUGUACCCACUGGAAGCUUUCCUCAAAGGGGAUCUCAAGGGAGUAAAGGGGGACAUGAAGAAACCUUUUGAUAAAGCUGCUAAGGAAUAUGAAACCAAAUUUGCUAAGAUAGAAAAAGAAAAGAAACAACAAGCCAAGGAUGCUGGAAUGACCAGGACUGAGGUGGAUGGCUCAGAAAUAGCUGAAGACAUGCUGAAGGAAAGAAAGGUUUUUCAGUUACAACUUUGUGAGUACCUCAUUAAAGUAAAUGAUAUAAAGACAAAGAAAGGGGUGGAAUUACUGCUGCAUUUAGUGGACUACUAUAAAGCUUUGAAAGUUUUUCACCAAGAAAGCCUGGAAACCAUUGGAAAAUUUGAGUCCUAUAUAGAGAAGUUGAUAGCACAACUUCACAGCAUCAAACAGAAACAAUACACAGAUCGACAACAGCUAGUGGAACUCAGGAAUGCUCUUAAAAACUCAAUGUCGUCUUAUAAAGAGGGAUCUAGAAAUACUAUUUACACAGAAGAAAUUGGAAAGCCAGCUGCUGCUAGUAAAAGCCCAGCUGGGUAUAGUCUACAUCAGCUCCACGGAAACAAAGACCAUGGAAGCCAGAAAUCGGGCUACCUUCUAAAGAAGAGCGAAGGAAAAGUCCGUAAAGUGUGGCAGAGAAGAAAGUGUACCAUCCAAGAUGGCAUCAUGCUAGUCAGUCACUCUGAUGAAACAAAGGAACCAGUAAAAUUGAAUCUCCUUACAUGCCAAGUAAAGCUUGUUGCUGAUGAUGUUGGCAAGAAGUGCUUUGAUCUAGUCUCUAGCUCCAAUAAUAGAACAUACCAUUUCCAGGGGGAGGAUAUCCAGGAUAUGGAAGAGUGGAUUUCAGUUUUGAACAAUGCAAAAGAAGAAGUCCUUUUGAAAGCCUUCCAAGACAACACAAACUCCCCUGCUAUAAAUCAGAAUGUUCGAGAACUUACCGCCAGUAUUAUUGACCGAAUCAAACGGUUGCCAGGCAACCAAGUCUGUUGUGACUGUGGUGCAAAAGAUCCUGAGUGGUUAUCCACAAACUAUGGUAUCUUAAUCUGUUUGGAGUGCUGUGGCAUCCACAGGCAGCUAGGUGUUCACAUUUCUAGAACCCAGAGUAUAGUCAUAGAUGAAUUAGGAACAUCACAACUUCUAUUAGCCCGAGUGGUAGGAAAUGACUGUUUUAAUGAAGUUUUUGAAGGCAAAAUAUAUAAUGAAUUAGAUGAAGGAAAAGUGGAUGGAUACAGAAAACUGAAAUGUACAAGUCCUAUGAAAGAAAGAGAGUCCUAUAUUUUUGACAAGUAUGAUAAAAAGAAAUUUGUCAUCAACACUAAUGGAAUGGAGGAGGAAAUUCGAUCUGACCUGAAACAGGCCAUUCACAGCCGAGAUUUCCAGACCUUGUUACAGUUACAUGCAGAAGGAACUGAUCUCAUGAGCAUCAUGCCAGAUAUGGAGAAUGGUGAAACUGGUCUACAUCUAGCUAUCUUACUGGAGGACGGAUACUCUCUGUACAUCGUGGACUUCAUCAUCCAAAACAGCCUCAUAACAAAUCUAGGAAACAAAACCAGAGAUGGCAAUACUCCAUUACAUCUUUGUGCAAUAGAGGAUAAAACAGAGUGUAUGAAACUUUUGCUGAGAACUCGACCAGAACUAGCCAAGAUUGAGAAUGCUGAAGGGAAAACCUCGCUAGACAUUGCCAAGGAAAAAAAUCACCAGCUAUGUGCUGAACUGUUGACUGCAGCAUUAAGUGGAAGAAAAGAUCUAUUUGAGAAUGUUAACAUAGACUGGGAUCUAAUAGCUGAAGACCAUGAGCAUGAUGUUGAUUACAGUGACGACGAUUUAGAGAACACUCCUGAGAGGAAGCGUGGGUCACGCCCCCAGAGCCUGGUAACUGGUAUCCCCUCAGAGUUGGCAAGUUCCUUCUCUGUUCCAAAAGACAAUUCUGAAACCAGAGGGCGAUCUGAUAGCAGUUCACUACAACCAGCGAAAAAAACGGAGUUUUUAAAUAGACUGAGUCGUGUCAUAAAAAGGAAAGCAUCUUACGGGGAAAUUUAUCAGAUUUCUUCAGCAGAAGGGGCCCCCAUACAGGUUGUUCAGAAAAAGCCACCACCUUGGAUUGUAUCGGUCAAGAAAAAGCGACGUCAAAGACUCAUGCACCACAAUCAGUCACCUUCAAAUGGAGGCUCAUUUCCAAGGGAUUCUACUGCCCCACAGGGGCAACUGGGACCAGGACCCCCUCUCCCACCAAGGAGAAAACCCCCACCACCCCCUCCCACCACAGCACCUGGCCAUAGUAGAAAUAAGUCAGAGGGGAGUGGUAUUGGAGUUUUCCACAGAAGAAGUCCUUCAGACCCACCCCCAAGACCAGCCCCACCAGAUGCCAGGAACACUAUUCACUUAACUGGGAAUCGUUUGCCAGGUGAAACUGUCAAUAGUAACAGGUCAUCCCGGCCCAGAAUUGGAUCAUCUGGAUCUGGCUCAGCUGAUGGUAGCCCUGCACAGCCUAACUCUCCUACUACUGAAAAUGAAUCACCACCAUUACCAGCCCCAAGGGUCAAGAAGAAGUUGCCGAUAGGACAGAAGUGUCAAGCAAUAUAUGACUGUGAUGCUGACAAUGAUGACGAGUUGACAUUCAGGGAAGGGGAGAUAAUCAUUAUUACGGGGGAAGAGGAAGAUGAAUGGUGGGAAGGUGAGAUUGAUGGAGAGCCAGGUAGACGGGGGGUUUUCCCCAAAACUUUUGUCACCAUAAUCACAUGACAAGAGCUUGGGUAGUUACCAAGUCAGACAGUAUUCACAGAAGUCUACCAAAUAAGGGUCUUCCCAAGUUUUUGUUGACUUUUUUUUUUAAAGUGGGCCUCCAUAAUAGUUGCUCAGAUCACAUUAUAUGUCUCAUAUUAUUUAAAGCCAGUUCUGUUUAUUUUAAUCCAUUUCAAUCAAGUACAUGUACAGUAAUUGUAAUUUAUAUCUUCCUCUAUAUAUAACAGUAGCUAUUUUGCAGAUGUCAAAACCUAAUUGCUGAUAUUUUGGUAUAAAAUACACAGCACAGAUAUUAAUAUUUGUACACACAUGUACUCUAUGGAUUCAUUGUUUUUUUUUUCCUUUUUAUUUCUUAGGAGGUCUUAGAUGUUUUCAUCUUCUUAAAUAUUUGUGAAAUACAUUAUUUGAUAAAACCUAACUUGCUUUGAAUAAUAAAUCAUGUUAACUAAUGUUAUCACACCUUAAAAGUGCAAUUAAAACCAGAUGUUUUUUGAGAUAGUGCUGUUCUGCUGUUGAAAGAUCUACCUUUUUGUAAUGUUUAAUGUGUACCAGUAUUGAAAACCUUAGAUUGAUCGAUCCGUACAUUUUAUUGUCUUUAGAUCUUGAACAAUGUUUUUUUGAUUGUUACGAGAAUGUUUACUGUUGAUACAACUUGUCAUUGUUAAUAAUCACGUUAUAAUAUUGUGAUUUUGUCUCAUUCCCAGUGCAUUUAGAUAUUCCAUGUAUUUAAAUGUUACCUACAGUCAGUUGUAUGAAUUUUGUGUAUAGAUAUAUGUAUAUACAUGUACAGUAUAUAAUUUUUUUGCCUACUAAAUAUUAGUGCAUUUUCAAAAUGGACAGUCAUCCGAGAUGACAUAUGAGAAAUGGGACAUUCCAUUAAAUAUUCAUAUGAGAUUGGUAAAAUUGCACAAGAGAUUUUUUCCCCCGCAGGAAUAUGUGUUGUAGAAUGAUGAUCAUUUGAAAUGAGAUAUGGGAAAGUUUGUAUGGUUCUGCCUUUCAUUAGUUGGUUACCUAUUAUCUUAGCAUUCAGGUACAAAGAUUUGAUGACAUACUGUAACUGCUCUUCCAUAAGAAUUGACUAAUUGUAAGAAUAUUAUGAAACAUAUGUAAGAAGCAACUGAUCUGCAGUACACAUAUAAUUAGUUAUAAUUAAACAUUGUAGCAUUCUUUUUAACAGUACGUUAAGUAACAAUAUACAUGUACCAAUGAGGUAAUGACAUUAAAAAGUUUUAGAUUAUUGAUGUUAUACUGUAGAUUCCUUAUAUUGUGAGUAAUUAACUUGGCAAUAUGGCAGAUUUGAUUUUAUUUGCAAGAAUAUUGCAAGCAUUCCAGUUUCUGAGAAUUAAAUAAGGUUUGUGACCUCUGAUGCAUGAGCUCAUUGUUAUAAAAAUUGUCAUCAUCAGUAUCACCUGUUUUAAAGGUCCAGACUUUUACCUAGGGUACAUGUAAAUUAAUAUCCCCACGAAAUAAAAUGUACUUCUCAUUAUUAUGUGGCACUUUCUUCAUUGGUGAUCUAUUCAAUAACUACUGGUAGUCCAAACAUAAAGAAGUUUUUUUUCUUACCCUAAAAAAACUUGCUGCUUGUUGUUACUUCACUUGUGCAGGAAACCGUGAAAAAAAAUGUUGACUUGGCUACAAUGCCAAAUGUUCUAAAAUGUGGAAAUGGUAUCAAGAUUCUCAUAGAAGUUAGGGCAAAAAUAGUAAAAUAUGGAAAUGGUAUGAAGAUAUGGAAAUGGUAUGAAGAUUACUCGUGGAAGUUGUAAAAUAUUCAUUAGGACAUGGAUACACAGUCCUCCAACAAAAAAAAUAAAUAAAAAAAAUCAAAUCAGAGGGAAGGAAUGAAAUCAUCUUUCAAAGGUAAAAUUAUUGAGAAACUAAAUUUAUCAAUAAAAAUUUCUGAUAAAAAAAUGAGAGUAAUUACUGAGAAUCAUUUCUUUCUGAAAAAUUAGCUCACAUGCAUGUAUUUAUUUUUCACUAAUUCAAAUUAUGUACUAAAUGUUGAUGAUGGAAAUAAAAGUGAGAUUUAAGAUUUUUCUGCCACUUAUUCCUCAUAAUAAGGAAUCUACAGUAUGUCAUUCAGGGGAGAGUGAUGGUAGAGUUAAAGAAUUAUAAAUGAUGUUAUUUCAUGUACCAUUAAUAAAACCAGUGUCAGCUGUUGUUGACUGGAGAUUAAAAACUAUGCUUAGGCCUUACUUAAAUCAUUGCCAUUUUCUUUUCUUGCUAUGCAUGUACAUGUAUAACAUAUAAGCCAAAGAAAUUGUGUGUUCAAUCUGCUUGUGGAUUUAUAUAUUUGGUACCUAUGGCACUAAAGAAUUUGUAUUACCCUAAUUCUAACCAAAUUUUGACUUGGUAUAAACCUCACUUUAUCGAUUAGAUAUAUUUGAUUAUGUGUUUAGUACUUGAAACUUUUUACUUUAGAAUGACUAAUUGUUUGCACUGUAAUUAUUAUGCACUGACCUAGACACAUCUUACUAUUAUAGAUGUGUAUGCAAUAUGUAGUUUUCUUUGAGAUUUGAAUUGCUGUUAAUAUUUUUACGCCAUUUGUGAAUCAAACGGGUAUAAAUUGUUUACACAUUUUCAACAUCUAAUAAUGAUUUUAUCUUGUAGCCAAUUAACAAUUUUUGUGUAUGGAGUUUGAAAUGCAGUAAUUUAACAAUGCUUGAAACAUUUCUUAAAAUUACUUAACUAUAUACAUGUAUAUAAUGAUCUGUCAUAUUGAUUUAAUUAUAAGUAAAGUUUAAAUAUUCUUAAACCCAUUAGGGACUUUUUUUAUUGUCUUAAUUUUCUAGAUUUGCUGGGAGCAGUUCACUGCAGUUCUUUGAUUACUGAUACAGGUCCAGUAAAUUCUAUCAUUGUUAGGUAUUUAACUGAUUUAUGUUGAGGAUGACAAGAUUGAAGUAAGUCGGGCAGCAGUUCUGUAUAAAAGUGUAUGCCAUUCUCAGUGCAAUGUAAUAUUUUAAUAAGAUAUGGAGGUCAGUUUAUGGAAUUUCCGAAUGAGUAUGAAAGAUUAAAAACAAAACACCUCUACCUCUGUGUAAAUUUGCCUUUAGUCCCAAUGUUAAUAUUUCCAGCAAGAUUCAACAUUUACAGAAUGCAAUAAUUAAUCUGCUCUUAACAUUAAUGAAGUUUUAUCUCUGCUAGAAAUCCAUAUCUUAUUUGUAAAUUAUAAAUGCUGUUGGAAUAUCUGAUGUGUUUUGAGAUUCUGAAAAAAAAUAACUUAUGGUUAACUCGUUGCGUCACUUGUAACUAUUUUUUUAAUAUUUAAAUUUUUUGAAAUGUUUAGUACAAAUGGCAUACAUGUACAUUUGUACUUGGUUAAGGUAUUUUUCUGAGCUACACAUUCUAUUUUCUGUAUUUUUUUCCCCAUAAAAGGGGAGUGUUUUGGAUAAUUUUCAAGUUACUGUCAUUUACAACAUUUUGAGAUGGUACAUGUGUACUGCAUUUUCUAAAUAAUUUGAGCAUGCGUAGGCAUAUUUUAAGAAUUAUUAUGAUUUCAUGUGAGUCCAGGCACACAGAAACACUGUUGUUGGACAGUAAAUUAAAGUUAAGAAUUGGGGUACAUCUAGCUUCAGUUGAUUUUAUUACAGUAGUACAGAUUGAGUAUUUCUUUCAAGCACAACCAUCAAAUGAGAAGUUUUUUUUUUAUGGGUAAGGUGAACCUCUUUAAUGUUUGAGUCUCAUAUGAAUGGAUUGAACAUUCAUACAAAUACAGAAUCUCUAGCAAAUUUGUAUUUUGUGCAAUAGUGCAAAAAUUUAAAAAAGAAAAUGCUCAGGUGAACAGUCAUGUAAUCGUACAUUUAUUUAACAGAUUAUUGAGUAUAGGUAAGUUCACAUUCUGUUACAUAAUACAAUAGUUCCACUGCAUGCUUUAUAUUAUGCUAUGGUUAACUCGUAAUUUAUAUACUGAUAUUAUUUGUCAGUAAUAGGAGUCACAGCCAAAAGCAUUUGCAUAUUCAAAAUCUUAAUAAACUAUUUCAACUCA
This is a messenger RNA of Saccostrea echinata, 7203 nucleotides long. RefSeq names its product arf-GAP with SH3 domain, ANK repeat and PH domain-containing protein 2-like. Gene Ontology annotation, cellular component: cytoplasm. The coding region runs from base 105 to 3221 and encodes 1038 amino acids. Gene Ontology annotation, molecular function: protein binding; GTPase activator activity. NCBI's taxonomy places the organism in Eukaryota, Metazoa, Mollusca, Bivalvia, Ostreida, Ostreidae. The record is from RefSeq and is a predicted model, not a curated record. Gene Ontology annotation, biological process: positive regulation of GTPase activity. The transcript is spliced from 30 exons.